Molecule: messenger RNA, 2349 nt
Organism: Populus trichocarpa (black cottonwood)
Lineage: Eukaryota; Viridiplantae; Streptophyta; Magnoliopsida; Malpighiales; Salicaceae
Product: heterogeneous nuclear ribonucleoprotein Q
Exons: 9
Coding region: 646-2091 (481 amino acids)
Cellular component (GO): nucleus
Molecular function (GO): mRNA binding
Source: RefSeq, a predicted model, not a curated record
UUUCCAAAUUACGGUGAGGAGAGAGUGUCACCCACUCUCAUUGAUUUCCUCGGAUAACUACCGCGAAGAAGGAAAUAAACAGGGAUAAACAGAGAGGGAAAAAAAACAAGAUAAAGAAAAAAACAGAGAUUCACUGGAUCGAUUGCAAAGGACAAUUGGGUUUUUUUAUUUCAUUUUCCCUUUCUUCUUUGGUUCCUAGUUGAACUUGGAGCAAGACAGCUAUAGUUGUGCUGUCCAUCACACUCCACAAACACUAUACACACUCCACAAACACUAUAACAUGCUCUGCAAAUACUUAACUUCUCCAUGGGUGCUAUAACCACCUCCAAAAAUGCUAUAACCACUCCACAAAUGUUAAAACAUGCUCUAGCGACCACAAAUACUAUAACAAUUUUUUUUUAUUGCUAGUCGUUUGGCCCUGCAUUUCUGUAGCUUCCCAGCUCUAUUCUGGACAUGGAGGGUUUUUCCAACUCUGCAUGUCACUCUCACAUUCCCAUUUGGAACCAGCCCAUUUCAAUUUUUGUGCAUUAUGCACAUUCUUGCAGGUUCCACACGUUUUCCAUGAUGAUUACUUAAACUUGCAGUUAAUUUAGGGGCAAUUUAACUGCAGUUGUUAGAUGAUAAGACCUGGUGUGUGAAAAAGUCAUGGCAGAGGGCACAGAAAUUGAGGAACGAGUGGAUCUUGAAGAAGACAAUUAUAUGGAAGAGAUAGACGAUGAUGUUCAAGAUCAACUAGAUGAGGAUGGAGAAGAUGAUGCUGGAGAUGCACAUGCUGAAGAAAAUGUUGAAGAGGAGUAUGAGGACUCAAAGCCCGAGGGCAGUCAGAAAGAUCAAUCUCCAGAAGCAGAUAGAAGCCUUCCCAACGCUGAACCUGUGGAGGAUGAACAAAAGCCCACUGCUUCGGUUAAAAAAGAGGAAAAGGAUAAGCAUGCUCAACUACUUUCUCUUCCUCCUCACGGUUCUGAAGUUUUCAUUGGUGGACUUCCGAAGGAUGUAAUCGAAGAUGAAUUGAGGGAUCUCUGUGAAACGAUAGGCGAAAUUUUUGAGAUAAGGCUAAUGAAAGAUAAAGACACUGGUGAAAGCAAGGGUUUUGCUUUUGUAGCAUUCAAAUCAAAGGAGGUUGCUCGAAAAGCCACUGAAGAGCUUCGUAGUAAAGACUACAAGGGAAAAACCUUAAGGUGUUCAAUAUCUGAAACAAAAAAUAGAUUGUUUAUUGGUAAUGUUCCAAAGAACUUGACAGAGGAUGAGUUUAGAAAAAUCAUUGAAGAGGUUGGUCCCGGGAUGGAAGUUCUUGAGCUCAUAAAGGAUCCUCAAACUCCAACUCGCAACCGUGGUUUUGCUUUUAUAUUGUAUUACAAUAAUGCUUGUGCUGAUUAUUCAAGGCAGAAAAUGUUAAAUGCUAAUUUUAAGCUUGAUGGUCAUACCCCCACUGUUAGCUGGGCUGAUCCAAAGGGCAUGCCUCCUGAUCAUUCUCCUGCUGCUGCUGGCCAGGUUAAGGCUCUGUAUGUGAAAAACAUACCUGAGAACACCUCCACUGAGAAACUGAAGGAACUAUUCCAGCGCCAUGGGGAUGUGACUAAAGUUGUUACACCACCUGGAAAAGCUGGAAAACGAGAUUUUGGGUUCAUUCACUAUGCUGAAAGGUCAAGUGCAUUGAAGGCAGUCAGAGAUACAGAGAAAUAUGAAAUCGAUGGUCAGUUGUUGGAGGUUGUUCUUGCUAAGCCUCAGGCUGAUAAAAAACCUGAUGGAUCUUAUCCUUACAACGCUGGAGUUAAUCCAAACCCAGUCCCCCUUCCUGCAUAUAGUGGAUUUGCAGGGAAUCCACAUGGCUCUUUGGGCACUGGAUUUGGUGUUGCUGCCGGUUUUCAGCAGCCAGUUAUAUAUGGUAGGGGUCCAAUGCCAGCAGGAAUGCAUAUGGUACCGAUGGUUUUACCAGAUGGUCGAAUUGGCUACGUCCUUCAGCAGCCUGGAGUACAGAUGCCACAGCCUCAGCCUCGAAGAGUUGAUCGGAGCAAUAGUCCAAGUGGGCCUGGGCGAGCUGGUAGUAGUGGUGAUGAUGGCAAUCGCGGAAGAAGGUACCGACCUUAUUAGCGAUGUGUUGUAGUUUUCCAGGGAAUUGAGAAACAUUUUAGUUGGAUGACUUUGUUUCGCCAAACAAAUAACAGAGCUAUCACCCAUUCCCUCAACCUCACAACUCCCUAGAAUCUCAAUAAAGAGAAGAAAAAAAAACCAAAGUAUGAAGUAGAAGGAUGUUAGAAUAGGACUGUGAAGUACUGUGACUUUGAUGUUGUAGGAGACAGUUGACAGUUCAGUAAUUGCUCUUUUAUUUAUUGGCAUCGUUUUAUGGUA